Penicillium manginii is the source of this 1515-nucleotide messenger RNA. RefSeq lists its product as uncharacterized. The record is from RefSeq and is a predicted model, not a curated record. Bases 1 to 1515 code for a protein of 504 amino acids. The transcript has a single exon. Lineage: Eukaryota; Fungi; Ascomycota; Eurotiomycetes; Eurotiales; Aspergillaceae.
AUGGCAGACGCCUCAUCCGACUCCUCAGAUUCAAGCUCCGACUCCAGCUCUGAUUCCAGCUCCGAUGACUCUUCCGACUCCGAGGGCGAGGAAGACACAGUCUCCCAGAGGAAGUCUCACGUCAUGGCCCCUCCCGGCGAAGGAUCCAUCCGCACCAAGAAGAGCAACCAGCGCUUCAAAAUGCGCCGUCGUCUAUCCAAACUCAAAGAAAUAGGCAUUCUCCCCGCCGAGGCUGACUUUGCCGCCAUGCGGUCGUGGGCAGAUGCCAACGGCGGCUGGCACUGCGAUGAGUCUAGCAUGAUCUCCACCACAACGAAGGAAGAGCCCGCCCAGCCCAAGCUUUCCAAGGCGGAGAAAAAGGAGCAGGAACAGGCUGAAUUCGAAGCCAGACGUCAAAAGCUUCUUCGUGACCUUUCAUCCGGCGGUGUCGCUGUAGACGAGACGUCCGAGAAGGAGAAUGUGCCCCCGGCUACUACGACCGAAGAAAGCCUCGAAGACGCAAACGAUAAGCCUGAAGAACAAUCCUCUCGCCGACGAACUCUCGACAUCGGCAGCUCGCGCCGACUUCUCUUUGGAUCUCUGGGAGUACGCACGCCCAAAAGCAAAGAGGACGAAGAAACCACUCGCAGAAAGCUAGCCGCACAGGCAAGCGCCGUCAGCUCUCGACGGAAAUCAUCACAGCCUGCGCGUCCCAAACCGGAAGAGACUGCAGUCGGGGAGGACGAUGAGGAAGUGGAUUGGGAAUCCAAGCUUGAUAUCAGUGCCACCGAGUGCAUUUACACCGACAUCAAGCUGACCGCGCCUCCAUUCCCAUUCAAAAAUCGCUGGGAUAAGGAAGCGGACUCGAUUCUGCGUGAGCGAAUGGGCUGGGGAAAGAAGCGCAAGCGCAAGCAGCGAAUCCAGGUUUACAAUGAAUAUUAUGGGGAUGAGGAGUAUGAUGAGGAAGGGUAUGCCUAUGAGAAUGGCUACGACAACUACGAUGAGAGUAACAUGGAACUCGACUACGAGGAGCCUGCUCAUGAUGCUGAUGCCGAUGCCGAGGAUGAGAACGAGCAUGAAAAUGAGCAAACUGCCACCGCUACCGACGACCUCCCCCUCUUCCCAGCCGACCCCUCCUGCAUCGCGGACCUUCUCGAAGAGGAAGCCAAGCCUGGAUCAAUCAUCGCCUUCCGACAACUGGAUAUGUCCAAAGCGACAAACUGGCAGCCCCGAAUGUCCGAGUACCGAGUCGCAGAAGUCCACGACGUUCUCGACGGCGGUAUUCUCAAGCUCCGGCUGGCCUUGCGUGACCGUCGACCAACAGUCGACGCCGCCGGCGACGACGACGAUGAACCUCGCCUGUAUGAUGGAUUCGAGAUGCCCGGGAUGGACGACGAAGAGGACGACGGAUACCGCGACCUCGCCUUUGCAGAACUCAGCGAACCCAAGCUCUUGCAUCCAGCACAGCUAGAGAACGAGAACGAGGCGGAAAAGGGGAAGGACAUUGUUCGUGAAGGUAGCAUGUCAGUCAAUUAA